CAUCCUUUCGAUUUCGUGAAUGGGAGGAGGAGGAGGAUCAAGAUCUUCGACCCCAUCGAGCUAACACCGAAGAAGGAUGCUGGUAAGCCUGGGGAGGAGGAAGAUCACAGGAGGAAGAAGGUGAGGAAAGAAGCUGCUGCGACCGCGAGAGCCUCUGCGAAAGAUGCUGCAGUGAGGGCAGGGGAUCCGGAUGAGGAGAAGUAUAGGUUGGGGUACGGUGUUGCUGGUAAAGGAGUGAAGCUUCCUUGGUACGUUGAGAACAAACGUGAGUAUGAAGAUAGAGCUGGUGGUGAAGGGGAGGAGGAGGAGGAUGGUGGACGUAGGAGUGAAUCUAAGAAGAAGAGUGGGAAGAAGAGCUUGAAGGAGCUGAGGGAAGAGCGGUUGAAGAGGGAGAGGGUUGAGAAGGAAAGAGAGAGGGCUCUUUUCAUGAAACAGAGCCAGCGAAGCGGUGGCGCGAAGCGGUGGCUUUUCACUCAUGGUAGAUAG
Molecule: messenger RNA, 486 nt
Organism: Brassica oleracea var. oleracea
Lineage: Eukaryota; Viridiplantae; Streptophyta; Magnoliopsida; Brassicales; Brassicaceae
Exons: 2
Source: RefSeq, a predicted model, not a curated record